Necator americanus (New World hookworm) is the source of this 480-nucleotide messenger RNA. RefSeq lists its product as uncharacterized. Bases 1 to 480 code for a protein of 159 amino acids. The record is from RefSeq and is a predicted model, not a curated record. NCBI's taxonomy places the organism in Eukaryota, Metazoa, Nematoda, Chromadorea, Rhabditida, Ancylostomatidae. The transcript has a single exon.
AUGGAACACACCAAGAUCGUUAAGGGAGCUGAUGGAGCCGUUCUGCGCCGCUCUGGUCAGAUCCUGGAGAGGUGGCGAGAGUACUACAAUCACUUGUGUAACGAAGAGUUCUGUCAUCCUCCCAUCCCAACUGUUCCCAGCGUCGAGGGUCCUGUUCUACCAAUUACUGCCGUCGAAGUCAGUGCUGCCCUCGCAAAAAUGAAGUCGAACAAGGCAACCGACCCUGAUGACAUAUCUGCUGAUGUCUGGAAGCUGCUAGGAGAUCGAGGGUCCGUGUGGCUCGCAACUCUAUUUAACAAGAUCGUUGCAGAAGGACGGCGAAUUUCCGUGACCGUGCCUGUAUGGAAAGGGAAAGGAGACAUUGCUGACUGCACUUUGUUCAGGCCUAUACGACUGCUGUGCCAUACGAUGAAGGUUUUUGAGCUGGAAGCUCGUCUGAUGAAAAUUGUCAGGAUUUGCUCAACCAGUGCGGCUUUGUGA